Molecule: messenger RNA, 1694 nt
Organism: Oncorhynchus keta (chum salmon)
Lineage: Eukaryota; Metazoa; Chordata; Actinopteri; Salmoniformes; Salmonidae
Product: glucose-6-phosphatase catalytic subunit 1-like
Exons: 5
Coding region: 80-1156 (358 amino acids)
Biological process (GO): glucose 6-phosphate metabolic process; gluconeogenesis
Cellular component (GO): membrane
Molecular function (GO): glucose-6-phosphatase activity
Source: RefSeq, a predicted model, not a curated record
CAUGCAUACAGUUCUCUCACACCCCAUCACAUCUCACAUUGGCUUUCUAGACUGACAAUUCACUAGGGACAGUUCGAAAAUGGAGGCAGUCAUGGAUGCCAUGCAGGGCUAUGGGGUGAGCACCACUAAUUACCUUCAGACCAACUAUAAGGACGCCCAGGGUUUGUUCCUGUGGGUGUCCUGGGCUGCUGACCUCAGGAACACCUUCUUCAUCUUCUUCCCUCUCUGGUUCCACCUGCGGGAGUCAGUGGGCAUCAAGCUCAUCUGGGUGGCAGUGAUCGGAGACUGGCUCAACCUGGUCUUCAAGUGGAUUCUGUUUGGCGAGAGGCCGUAUUGGUGGGUCCAUGAAACACCUUACUACAGCAAUACCACUGCACCUCACAUUGAACAGUACCCAAUGACCUGUGAAACUGGCCCAGGCAGUCCCUCUGGCCACGCUAUGGGAGCUGCAGGCGUCUACUACACACUGGUUACCUCCAUUCUAGCCAUCAUGCUGACCAAGAAUAAGACGGGAUCUUCCUCCAAGGGCCUGUAUCUACGGGGCACUCUGUGGGCGUUCUUCUGGGCGGUCCAGGUCUGUGUGUGUCUCUCCAGAGUCUUCCUUGCUGCCCACUUCCCCCACCAAGUCAUCUGUGGAGUAAUCACAGGUAUGGUAGUGGCCGAGGCGUUCAACAGAACCCAGUGGAUCUACGGAGCCAGUCUGAAGAAGUACUUCUACACCACCCUCUUUCUGCUCUCCAUCGCUGUGGGCUUCUACGUGCUGCUGAAGGCUCUAGGCGUGGACCUGCUAUGGACCCUGGAGAAAGCCCAGAAGUGGUGUGUGAGAGCCGAGUGGGUCCACAUGGACUCCACUCCCUUCGCCAGCCUCCUGCGUAACAUGGGCACCCUGUUUGGCCUGGGCCUGGGCCUGCACUCGCCCCUCUACACCGAGAUCAAGAACAUCAGCGGCACCACCCUCUUUAGGACGGGAUGUAUCGUCACCUCGCUGCUCCUGCUGCACCUCUUUGACUCCUUCAAGCCCCCCACGCACACUGCCGCUGUCUUCUACCUGCUGUCUUUCUGUAAGAGCGCCACUGUCCCCCUGGCAACCGUCAGCAUCAUCCCCUACUGCGUGUCUGGAGCUCUGAGCAGCGUACAGAGCAAGAAGUAUUUGUGAGGUCGUUGGCGGCCGACAUGCACAUAGUCUCGUGUAUUCGGAUAUGACUCCAGAAUUGAACCGUGCUGUAAUCCUUAAAUCAUUCCAUGCAUUGACUUUCUUCCCAAACUGCCCAAGCGAUCAACAAGCCAUUGUGGUGUUUGUCUACCCUACUUUCAUCCAGUCACCCAUUGUAAAGGUCUUAUUUUCUUAUCUACACACAGUGUGAACAUUAUAAUGAAAGGAUUAUCCAGUGAAUUACUCAGUGGCACUUUAGACACUGUGGUUUGAUUGUAUCAAAACUGAUCAUUUAUAAGUAGUUCAGUGCGAACUCAGGAGUCCAGAAAGUUAAUUUUCCUGUUUUGAAACGAGAUAAAGCCAGGAGAAAAUGAGCCCAAAAGCUCUCUCAGGGACUUUAGUGGCCUGCUUUACAGUGCGUUCUAAGAAUAUGUUAUACAUGAAUAACUUUGUUAAUAUUUGUUUUGUAACUGUAUUUUUCCUGUUUAAUAUAUUUUUAGAAAUUCUGUCAGAUAUUUAUAAUAAAAAUCUUUAAAAUAUA